Corylus avellana is the source of this 1260-nucleotide messenger RNA. The record is from RefSeq and is a predicted model, not a curated record. NCBI's taxonomy places the organism in Eukaryota, Viridiplantae, Streptophyta, Magnoliopsida, Fagales, Betulaceae.
AUGGAGAUUAUCUCCCGAGAGGUGAUACACAGUCUUUGGGGAGGUCAACAUGUGGGGUGGAAGUAUAAAGGCUCUAAUGGUUUGUCGGGAGGGAUGCUAAUGAUGUGGGAUAGGAGGGUAGUGGAGUGUAAGGAGGAAUGUGUGGGUCAUUUCACUUUGGCUUGUACUUUUCAAAAUGUAGAGGAUAGUUGGGUGUGGGCGUUUGGGGGAGUGUAUGGGCCGAAUGAGGAAGUGGAGAGAAGGGCACUUUGGGACGAAUUGGCUGGUUUGAUGAGGGUUUGGGAGGUCCCUUGGUGGAAUGAGGAGGUCUUUGGGGAUAUUGGGAGGAAAAAGGAGUUAUUGGGAGAUAUCCAAGAUUUGGAUGAGUUGGCAGAAUCGAGAGGCUUAGAUCAAGAGGAGAAAAUCCGGAAGGUGGACAAGUUGAAAGAUUUGGAGAAUACAUUGUACAAUCGUGUGGAAGUGCUUCGUAUUAAUGGUGCUUUAUCCGAUGAUCCAGUUGAGCCCAUUAGCCUGGUGGGAGGGGUGUACAAAAUUGUGUCUAAGGUUCUUGCUAAUAGGAUGAGAACUGUUUUGGGUAAGGUCAUUUCCUAUUCUCAAAAUGCUUUUAUUGGGGGUCGGCAAAUCCUAGAUUCCGUUCUUAUUGCAAAUGAAUGUGUGGAUAGUCGCAUGAAAUCAGGGGUGCCAAGUGUUCUUUGUAAAUUGGAUUUGGAAAAGGCCUACGACCAUGUAAAUUGGGACUUUGUUUUGUAUUUGCUGCAUAGAUGUGGUUUUGGUGGGAGGUGGAGGGCUUGGAUAGAAUGGUGUAUUAAGACGGUAAGAUUCUCCAUUCUUGUGAAUGGUUCUCCGAAAGGGUUCUUUAACAGUUCGAGGGGAAUCCGGCAAGGGGAUCCUCUCUCACCGUUAUUGUUUGUGCUUGUUAUGGAGGCUUUGAGUAAGAUGGUGAACGCGACGGUUGACCAAGGCCUUUUGACUGGGUUCUCGGUGGGAAAUAGGGUCUUGUCGGAGUUGAUGGUCUCUCACUCCUUAUUUGCGGAUGACACUUUGAUUUUUUGUGAAGAUUCUAUCGAGCAAAUCCGGUAUGUUCGUCUCAUCCUCUUAUGUUUUGAAGCUGUUUCGGGUUUGAGAGUGAAUCUUGGAAAGUCAAAGAUUGUGGUCAUUGGUGAGGUGGAGAACAUUGGGGGUUUAGCUAACAUCCUUGGGUUGAGGGCCUUGUUUGCUAGCUGGUGGUCGGGAGGACGUUCUCGAAGCGUGGUUGUGUGA